AUGCAACCUACUCGAGCCAAUUGUUCUACGAUUAGCUUCAUGAGGUCCAGUCUUUCUUCUUUUUAUGAGUCUCUGGACGACUACGUCCAAGCCACCUUGAAGCGGCUAGAAGAGAAGGACCCAAGCCUUUGCAAACUUCUCAUUGACGACUUCCACUAUCCCGAAGUUGACUUGGAUGGCGAUCAGUUCUUUGACAGCAUUACGAUUGCCAAACUUUUGCGGAAGACAAUCUAUUCUCCGCAUGUUACGGACCUGGAAAUGCGGUUUGUGGAGUUUGAUGACAUUGUUGCCGCGGCAUUGAUGGACUUGCUUAGUUCCCCUUCCAGAGAAUGGGACCGUAUUUCCAUUGUCGGGUGUACCGGUUGCAGAGGACAAUUCUUGCCUCCGUUGACAUCGGCCAUGAAACAAUGCAAACAUUUAACGCUGAAUCACAACAGCAUCGAAGCGGAGGGUUUUGAAAAGAUUGGAGCAGCCUUGCAGUCCAAUCAUUCCUUGCGAUCAUUUCACAUGAAACGUGACACAUUGAAUGGCAGAAAUGCACUUGCACUCUUUGAGGGCCUUCAAUCCAACUCUUUGCUGGAAGACGUGGUCCUCAACUUUUGCCGAUUUGAUGAAAAAGGCAUCGAUGCCCUGAGCGAGAGCUUGAAGAACAACAGAAGCAUUCGAAAAUUGGAUCUUGGAGCCUGUUAUCUUCCUGACAGAUUUGUCGCGAGAGUGACUUAUUCCCUUGUUGACCAUCCAUCGUUGACCUCCUUGGUUUUAACUUUGAAUUCUUGUCACGAAAAGGGCACUAUAGCAUUGGCGUCCCUACUAUCGUCUCCUAAUUGUCGCCUUCAGCAUUUGAACAUGAGUCACCAAAAGGCUGGUUCGAACAAACCUUGUUUGGAAACCCUUUCUACCGUACUAAGGACAAACAAAUCAUUAUUGAGCUUGAAUCUGAGUCGGAAUUCUCUGCACGGAAGCGACCUCUCUACCUUGAUCCAAACCCUGCAAGAAAAUUCCACCCUCGAACAUUUGGACCUAACAAACAACAGUUUGGACGACAAAAGUCUGGUUGCUUUUGCUCGUGCUCUACCGUCCAUGUCAGGAUUGAAAAGCCUACAUGUUCUAAACAAUGAGAUCAUGGACGAGAAUAAUGUUGGAAGGGAAGUGUUGAAAGGUAUCUCUCGGAAUCACACAUUGGUAGAUAUGGAAAUCAAACGAUCCUUGCCACAGUACGAGAACAUUCAAUACUAUGUGGCCUUGAACUGGGGAGGAAGACGGGCCCUUUCAGCAGCAUUUGCAAACGACGAAACUCUCCCGCCAAUCCCAAUGGGUCUGUGGCCGAUUGUCCUCAAGCGUGCUCAGUGCAACCGGUCGGUGCCGAAUAGUAGUACUCCUGCCAACAAGAACGACCACGGCAACCGAAAAGCACAUGACCAUCGCAGAAAGGAGCAUGUGCAACACAACCACCAAGACCAGCACAAAAUCCAGAGUUUCCAACACGACAUAAUAUACCAUUUGCUCCAUGGGCCCGCGUUGCUAUCUAGAUAG
This is a messenger RNA of Cylindrotheca closterium, 1533 nucleotides long. Lineage: Eukaryota; Bacillariophyta; Bacillariophyceae; Bacillariales; Bacillariaceae. The record is from the annotation of a GenBank genome assembly.